UGUGGGCGGGAGCCGGGCCGGGCCCGCUCCGCCCCUCCCCGCCGCCUGGAGCGCGGUGCUCGCCGCUCCAGAAGAGGCGCCGGGCGCCGCGGGAGCGGCAGGAUUACGGCGAGCGGCUUUGCUGAAGGGGCAUCGGUGAGCUGCUCUGUGCUCGGCGGGGAGCGGCUUGCUUUGAGGUUAAACCGUGCCACCUGGAAGACUAAAGAUACAGUUCACCUGAGACCCAACCACAAUUACUGAGUUUAGGUGACUGAAGAUGCUGCUGCUGUGGAAACAGCUGUUCCUGGUAUCAUUUGUUGGCUGUCUUGGAGAGCUUGAGAACGCCAGGACGAAAAUGAGAAGCGCGGUGUCGGUGCGAGAGGGGCAGGGAGUUGUGCUGCUCUGCGGACCACCCCCUCGGGCAGGAGACCUGUCAUUUGCUUGGAUCUUCAAUGAAUACCCCUCCUUUGUGCAAGAGGACAGCCGGCGGUUUGUGUCUCAAGAGACAGGGCACCUCUACAUAGCCAAAGUGGAGCCAUCAGACGUGGGCAACUACACCUGCGUGGUAACCAGCACCGUGACCAACAGCCAGGUCCUGGGGUCGCCAACUCCUCUAGUGCUGCGCACCGAUGGUGUGAUGGGAGAAUAUGAACCCAAAAUAGAAGUUCAGUUUCCUGAGACUCUUCCUGCAGCUAAAGGCUCAACGGUGAAGCUAGAAUGCUUUGCACUAGGAAACCCUGUGCCUCAGAUCAACUGGAGGAGAACUGAUGGUCUGCCCUUUCCAAGUAAAAUCAAGCUGAGGAAAGCCAAUGGCAUGAUUGAAAUACCUAAUUUCCAGCAGGAGGAUGCUGGACUUUAUGAAUGUAUUACUGAAAACUCAAGAGGAAAAAACAUUGCAAGGGGACGUCUCACUUACUAUGCAAAACCUCACUGGGUCCAGGUGAUAAAGGAUACUGAAGCUGCUGUGGAGGACACCUUAUACUGGGAUUGCAGAGCAAGUGGGAAGCCCAAACCAUCCUAUAGGUGGCUGAAGAAUGGAGAACAACUGUCAAUAGAGGGAAGGAUCCAAAUUGAAAAUGGUGCACUUACCAUAUCAAAUCUAAAUCUGACAGAUUCUGGCAGAUACCAGUGCAUAGCUGAAAAUAAACAUGGUGUCAUCUCCUCAAGUGCAGAGCUCAGGGUUGUAGCUUCUGCUCCAGACUUUUCCAAGAGUCCAAUGAAGAAACUGAUCCAGGUUCAGAUAGGCAGCACAGUUGAUUUUGAAUGCAAACCCAAAGCUUCCCCUAAGGCCAAAUGCUCCUGGAAGAAGGGAGGUGAGCAGCUACACGAAAAUGAAAGAAUCAUGUUUUUGAAGGAUGGAGGACUAAGAAUAGCCAAUGUGACCAAAGCUGAUGCUGGAAGCUAUAUGUGCCUGGCAACAAACCAGUUUGGAACAGCCAGUGGCUCAACAAGCUUAAUAGUCACAGAGCCAACCAGGAUUACUUUGGCACCUUCCAACAUGGAUGUCACCGUGGGAGAAAGUGUUGUGUUGCCUUGCCAGGUUCAGCAUGAUCCUAUACUGGACAUCAGCUUCACCUGGUACUUCAACGGAACGCUCACGGACUUCAAGAAAGAUGCUUCUCACUUUGAGAAGGUUGGAGGGCAGAGUGCAGCAGGAGAUUUAAUGAUUAGAAACAUCCAGCUGAAACACAGCGGAAAAUACGUUUGCAUGGUGAAGACGGAAGUGGAUAGCGUCGCGUCGGCAGCAGACCUUAUCGUACGAGGCUCACCUGGGCCCCCUGAACACGUGAAAGUGGAUGAAAUUACUGAUACCACAGCACAGAUCUCCUGGCAAGAAGGCACAGACAAUCACAGCCCGGUAACCACUUACACCGUACAAGCAAGGACGCCCUUUUCAGUUGGCUGGCAGCGAGUUACAACAGUUCCAGAGGUGAUCGAUGGGAAAACAUUCACAACCACAGUGGUGGAUUUAAAUCCUUGGGUGGAAUAUGAAUUCCGUGUGGUUGCCAGUAACAAAAUAGGAGGUGGAGAACCUAGUUUACCCUCAGAAAAAGUAAGAACUGAAGAGGCAGCUCCUGAAAUCCCCCCAUCUGAAGUCAGCGGGGGAGGAGGCAGCAGGUCUGAGCUGGUCAUAACAUGGGAUCCCAUCCCAGAAGAGUUGCAAAACGGAGAAGGCUUUGGCUAUGUCGUUGCUUUCCGCCCCUCUGGCACCACAACCUGGAUACAGACUGUGGUCACCUCUCCUGACACCCCACGCUAUGUCUUUAGAAAUGAAAGCAUCUUGCCCUUUUCACCAUAUGAAGUCAAAGUUGGGGUCUAUAACAACAAAGGAGAAGGACCAUUUAGUUCAGUAACCACCGUUUUUUCAGCAGAAGAAGAGCCAAGUAUAGCACCCUCUGGUGUGUCUGCAACCAGUCUGUCAUCCUCAGUCAUCGAGGUCUCCUGGACAGCCAUUCCCUGGAAGAUGAGCAGUGGAAGGUUACUGGGCUAUGAGGUUAGGUACUGGAACAAUGGGGGAAAAGAAGAAUCUUCAAACAGAGUCAAAGCUGCAGGGAAUGAGACAUCAGUAAGAAUAACAGGUUUGAAGAGCAACUUAGCCUACUACACAGCUGUCCGUGCUUAUAACAGUGCUGGAGCAGGUCCCUUCAGUGUCACAGUGAAUGCUACCACAAAAAAGACACCACCCAGUCAACCCCCGGGAAACCUUGUGUGGAAUGUCACCAACUCCAGAGUAAUCCUCAACUGGGAGGAAGUAAGAGCAAUGGAGAAUGAGUCGGAGGUCACCGGGUAUAAGGUUUUGUACAGGACCAGCAGCCAGCCCAGUAUGAAUGUGCUGAGCACCGACAAGACAACUGCCGAACUUCUGCUGCAGUCUAAUGAAGAUUACAUCAUUGAAGUGAAAGCAACAACUGAUGGUGGAGAUGGCACCAGCAGCGAGCAGAUCCUGAUUCCCAGGCUAGCAAGUAUGGAUGCAAGGGGUUGUGGCCCAUCAGUCUCGAGCAUCUUCAGUGUAUCCAGCUUCUUACCAACAAUCCUUUCCUUGACUCUUAACUCCAUGUUGUGAUGAUGCUUUUUUUUUUGUUUGCUGGGGGGACAAAAAAAAAACCAAGAAAGAAAGAAUCUGUUACUACAGAAAAGUGCUUUUUUAAGAGAAAACUGCAGUGGUUAAUGCAUGUUUUUCUUCUAUCCUGAAGUGUUUUUAAAUUCUUUCUAUUUCACUGUAGGUUGAAGUAAAACUCUCAUGUAAAGUUUAGCAAAUCCUUUAAAAAGGAACUCGAAAAUGCCUUAAUACUUGAACCAAAGGAGUUUACAGAUUACAUACUUCAGCUACGCCGUGAGAGAGGGAGAGCAGUGGCAACAUGGUCAGCGUAAAGAGGAAGAGCUUAGUGACAAACUUGGUUCUGUGGUGACACUGAAUCACUUUGGGUGUGUUCUGAUGUUAGGAUGACGUCGGAGAUGUGGCUUUCCAGGCGGGUGGUAACACGCUGACCUAGCACCUGUCCUUAAGACAUUGUCAUAAUCCAAUAGGUUUGGAUCAGUUUUCUUAUUGCCCUGUAUAUAAAUUAUUCCAAAUCCAGCAUGAAAUCAGAGAAGGAAGGUAGAGAGAAGUCCCACUAUGGAUAUUAUCCAGGCUGGGGCAUUCAAGAGGCAGGGCUUCCCCUACUACCCUUAAGAACACUGACUGCAUGCUGGGUGGUAACACACUGACCUAGCACCCAUCCUUAAGACACUGUCAUAAUCCAAUCGGUUUGGAUCAGUUUUCUUACUGCCCUGCAUAUAAAUUAUUCCAAAUGCAGCACAAAAUCAGAGAGGGAAGGUAGAGAGAAGUCCCCAGGCUGGAGUGUCCAAGAGGCAGGGCUUCCACUACUACCCUGAAGAACACAGCCGUGUUUCACUGAUCACAGCAUGCACCCAACCUUCCUCUCCAGCAAGACAUUUGCAACUUCAGUUCCCUCUGCACUCACUUUACAUUUCUUAACCAGGUUCUUCAUUCAUAACCACAUUCUCUUGCCUUCAGGAUCAUUCUGUUGCCCUGCUCUGAACUCCUGUCAGUGUUUCCCUAACAAAAGUGCCCAGCUGCAAGUAGUACUGAAAUGCAGUUGCACCAUAGCCUUACGAAAAGGGACUACUACCACCACCACCUCCCUGCCUUGUGAUGUGGUGCUUCCAAAUAUGCAGCCCCAAAUCAUCUUGCUCUGUUGUCUGCACUGUAAGCUCAUCCUUCAUUCAGUGUUACAUACAUCCCUAACUCCCCUUUCACUGCUCUUGAACCGAUUCAAAACUUACUUCACCUGCUCUGGCACUCUCGUGCACCCCAUUACUGUCUUGGUUUUGCUAAGUUGAUGGUAAUACUACAGGUUGUAAGGAAAAAAAACUAGACAAAGACACUUCAGGCUUGCUGUUACAGAGAAACCUGUGUUUCCUUUCACAGCACUGUGUUAAAAAUCCAUUAAACCUGGUACAUUUGACUUCUCUAGCUGUGAAUUUAGUCCAAUCAGCCAUCUUCUAGAGAGCUGCCUACAGAUGUGGCAGAGCAGUGUUCAUGUGACAUAAAAGCAAACCCUUUUAAAGACCUUUUUUUUUUCCCCUCUCUUUCACAACGUUAUUCCAACCCAGAGAACUAUAAAGGGAGAGAACCAGGCUUCAUGAAAUUAUGGUUAGCACUGUAAAGAACCAAAACAAAAACCCACAAAGCUUUGGAUAUGCAUUCAAAUAGCAAAUCACCUUCUUGGUAUCACAUCCAGAUGGACAUCUGUGUUGAAGCAAGCAGGACCUGUAUAUACUGUACAUACCUAGUUAGAAAUGGCUAGUUGCUUUUCAGUGUGGCUAACCAGUGGUGUUUGCAGACACUUACUUGCAAAUGGGGUGGGGGGUAGGGGUGGGGUGGGUGGGAGAUGGAAAACCAGGUGUUACUAGUCAGUGUAUAGUUAUGUCCCAUGCAACAAAGGGUGACUCUUUCUAUUCUCAGCUCACACCAUUCUAGUCCCUGUCCUGCCACUUCCAUGUGACAACACUGUCUUCUUUAAUUUCUAGUUAUAUAUCUCCAUGAGAUAUGUGCCCAGGACUUUGUUUCAUAUUGAAAAGUUUGAAAUUUAUCCUUAAAAAACUUCCAGCUGUGUGUGUAUCCUAUGGUUAUCUGUAUGCAUUUUUUUCUAUUACUCUAAUAAAAUAUUUAUUACAUUGA
Pogoniulus pusillus (Red-fronted tinkerbird) is the source of this 5164-nucleotide messenger RNA. RefSeq names its product contactin-3-like. Gene Ontology annotation, biological process: brain development; axon guidance; cell-cell adhesion. NCBI's taxonomy places the organism in Eukaryota, Metazoa, Chordata, Aves, Piciformes, Lybiidae. Bases 257 to 3043 code for a protein of 928 amino acids. The transcript is spliced from 21 exons. The record is from RefSeq and is a predicted model, not a curated record. Gene Ontology annotation, molecular function: cell-cell adhesion mediator activity. Gene Ontology annotation, cellular component: axon; plasma membrane.